CUCCAAUUGAACGUCCAUACCAAGUACCUUACUGGUAGCCCUUCCGCCGACAACAGCAAGCACGCGUCAAUCCAAGAAAGAUGGAAGCCUCGCCAUGGCGUUUGCUGCACGACUCGCGCCCCUGACCGAGGAUCUCGUCCAGUCCCUGACGCAGCUAUCACCACAGACAGACCCCAAGCGCUUCAGCGCAACCCGAGAUGCCGCCCUUCGGGCCCUCAAGUCCCAUUCAUUUCUUCGCACGAACCAAUUCGAAGUCGAGCGCAGUCUGGAGGGCUUGGAGGAGCGGUUUCGUGUGAACCACCGCGAUGGCUUAGCCGAUGCUCUGCGGCAACGACGAGAGGCUCUGAGCGAGCACCCUUCCGAGCGGCAUCCAGAGAUCCUGUCCUUGCUCUUGGAGCUCUCCGAUCAGCCAACUUUCAAGGCAAAGCUAAGCCAUGUCCGAGCGCUCGGGCAAGAUGACCAAGAGGCAGCCGUGCCGCUACGUUGGGAGGAUCUCGCUAAAGAGGAUGGAUGGGACCAGGACGGCGACCUAUGGAAAACGAUAAGCUACAGCGACGAUUCAGCUGAGGAAGAGUACGAGGAAGAAUCGUCAGAAGAGUCUGACGCGACGACCAUCCCGAACGGUAGCGAUGCGGUUGGACGACUCGCACACGAUUUCAUCAUCCACUCUGAGGACAACAAAGCACUGGAGGCGGUCCAACGAUCGCAGGCAUGGAGAACCAUGACAUCACCGGAUACCGGCGGACGGCCACAAACAUUUGCCACAGCCGAGUCCCAAGUCGUGCGGGAGGUGUUGUUUAUGCUCCAAGGCUUGGACAGCACGCUCUUUGACCACAAAAGCUCUACCGUCAUGGCCUUUCAGUUGGGGAAUUUGGCAUGGGAGACGCAUAGGGCGCUGAUGAAUACUUUCUCAACAUACGGCCACCAGCUUCGCAUCCUACGUGCAUUUGCUAGCCGUCCAGAGAGAGUUCCUCACCUGCAGGCGCUGCAAGACUGCAUCUCCAGACGUCUUCAGGCCGUCGAUGGCAAGCUGUCUGAAAUUCAAGCGCGCCUAGCCUUGCCCCGAGACGAGGUCGUGAUCAGCUUAAUUUCCGUCCGGAGCGAGCUUCUACCGUGGUUACAGCCUCUCUUUGCGUUGUCCAGCAUCAUCACCCAAAUUCAGGGCGGAUCACGGACGGAGACCUUUCGCUAUCUGGAACUUAUGUUUGACGAGACGGGUAUAGCCCAGCUAACGGGGAAGCUCGAGACAUACCAGUUUCUCGCCAAAGUCUUCGUCGAGUGUUUCAACGUCUAUCUUAGACCAAUACGUCAGUGGAUGGACCAGGGCACGCUACUCCCGGGAAACGAGGUGUUCUUCAUAACAGAACCUGCCAGCGACGUGUCAAUGUGCGAUACCUGGCAGGACCGGUUUGAACUGCGCAAGCUCGCAGACGGGUCGCUGCAUGCGCCCAAAUUCCUCAAACCAGCUGUGAAUAGGAUAUACAACGCUGGAAAGAACAUUGUCGUUCUGCGACUGCUCGGCAAGCAGAGCGCAGCGCUGCCUUCGCAGAUGGAAGCCGAGCCACCGCUCGACUACGGCGCCAUCUGCCCUCCAGGAUUCGAGCUGGCUCCGUUUGCAGACAUGUUUGGCGCAGCCUUCAACCGAUGGAUCCAGAGCAAGUAUCGCAAGACUUCGACGACAUUGAAAAACGCCUUGUUUAGCGACUGGGGUCUGGGCUCCUCGCUCGACGCACUGCAAGCGCUGUUUCUCAUGUCGGACGGUGCCGCGGCCGGGUCCUUUUGCGAGAACCUCUUCGCUAGGAUGGAUGCUACGACGGCCUGGCACGAUCGAUACGGCCUCACUGCUGCUGGUAGCGAGGCUUUCGCCUCGCUCUUGGACAUCAAUCGGCUGUCCAUCAGCGUUGACGCGACCGGAAGACAAACUGCCAUCAAGCAGGCCACGGGAUCCGUUAAGCAUUCAUUACCGCACGUCCACAUAAGCUACAAGCUGCCUUGGCCAGUACAAAUGAUUGUCACUAGCGAUAGCAUCGCCCACUACCAAACCGUCUUCACAUUUCUCUUGCAGAUCAAGCGGGCACUGCACGUACUCCACGCUCCAAAGAUUCUGGACAACCUCCAGACGGACAGGCAGAAGUGGGAUGAGCGUGCUCUGUUCUACUCGUCGCGGAGUAAGCUCCUCUGGUUCUGCACCACGCUGCAGACAUACCUGGCGACGCUGGUGCUGGAACCGGUGUGGCAGAAGAUGAGGCUCGACUUGAAAGCCGCGGAAGACCUGGACGGCAUGAUUGCCGUGCACGCGGCUGCGAUGAAGCAGAUCGUCGACGAGGCCUGUCUGGGGAGCAGGCUGGCUCCCAUCCACGCGGCCGUACUCGAUGUGUUGGACCUCGCCUUGAUGCUAGAAGAAGGGCGGCGCAGCGCUGAGGCGACGGCGGCGUCGCAGCCUGGUGGUGGUGAUGAUGAUGCUGUGACACAGGUGGCCGCGCUGCGAAGGGUGUCGGCCGACUUCGACAGGAACCUCCGGUUCAUCACCGGGGGGUUGCGGAGCGUCGCGCGCGCGAGCAGCAGCGCCCAGUCGGCCAAGUGGGAUACCUUGGCGGACAUGCUGCAGACCGGAGAGCCAGCAGACGGCCAUACAUGAUGACAUGUAGGUAGUAUAGCCGCAACGGACCCCCGAGAUGAUACCCCUUUUUCUUUCUUUUG
This is a messenger RNA of Purpureocillium takamizusanense, 2700 nucleotides long. RefSeq lists its product as uncharacterized. Lineage: Eukaryota; Fungi; Ascomycota; Sordariomycetes; Hypocreales; Ophiocordycipitaceae. The record is from RefSeq and is a predicted model, not a curated record. The transcript is spliced from 2 exons. Gene Ontology annotation, molecular function: microtubule minus-end binding; gamma-tubulin binding. Gene Ontology annotation, cellular component: centrosome; equatorial microtubule organizing center; gamma-tubulin complex. The coding region runs from base 95 to 2638 and encodes 847 amino acids. Gene Ontology annotation, biological process: mitotic cell cycle; meiotic cell cycle; cytoplasmic microtubule organization.